GCGCACAUUUGUAGGUGUCCAGUCCUGAGUUUUGCUUUAGCGCCUUGUUUAGCCUAAUCGUGAUUUAAAAACAAGUUUAUUAGUGGUUAGAGAUGGCCGCUAGAUAUGAUAGAGCUAUAACUGUAUUUUCCCCUGAUGGACAUCUGUUUCAAGUGGAAUAUGCGCAAGAAGCAGUGAAGAAAGGCUCCACUGCGGUGGGCAUCCGAGGGAAAGAUAUUGUCGUUCUGGGUGUUGAAAAAAAGUCCGUAGCGAAACUACAAGAGGAGAGGACUGUGCGCAAGAUUUGUGCACUGGAUGAUCAUGUGUGUAUGGCUUUUGCAGGUCUGACAGCCGACGCUCGUAUUGUUAUCAACAGAGCCCGGGUGGAGUGUCAGAGUCACCGGCUCACAGUAGAGGACCCUGUUACUGUGGAGUACAUCACACGACACAUUGCUACGCUCAAACAGCGCUACACGCAGAGUAAUGGACGCAGACCUUUCGGAAUCUCUGCUUUGAUUGUGGGCUUUGACUACGACGGAACUCCGCGGCUGUAUCAAACUGACCCGUCUGGAACGUACCAUGCCUGGAAGGCCAACGCCAUUGGUCGCAGUGCCAAAACUGUCAGGGAAUUUCUGGAGAAGAACUACACAGAUGAAGCCAUCGCCACGGACAAUGAUGCUAUAAAGCUGGCCAUCAAAGCCCUGCUGGAGGUUGUCCAGUCAGGAGGGAAGAACAUUGAGCUGGCAGUGAUCAGAAGGAACCAGCCACUGAAGCUUUUGGAGUCAAAAGAAAUUGAAACACUUGUGGCUGAAAUUGAGAAGGAGAAAGAAGAGGAGGCAGAGAAGAAGAAGCAGAAGAAAUCUACAUAAAUCCAACUAGUCCAUUAAUCUGUACGUUUUGUGUGAGGAUAGGAUAAGUUUCAAUUCAGGGUGAAUACAUCAAAUUCCCUCUGUAUCCAACAAGAGGGCACUCUUGUCUCCAUUUCUUUGGUUUGAAAUACGUAUUUACAUUAGCAACAACCUUUCUGUUGACUUGUUAGCGCAUCAUUAUGCUCACCCGGAACUGAAGCAUAUUUGACUCCACAGAUAAUGCUGUUUAUAAAUUUAAUCUUGAAUAAAAGAUUGUCAUUUGU
Esox lucius (northern pike) is the source of this 1111-nucleotide messenger RNA. RefSeq names its product proteasome subunit alpha type-7. NCBI's taxonomy places the organism in Eukaryota, Metazoa, Chordata, Actinopteri, Esociformes, Esocidae. Gene Ontology annotation, cellular component: nucleus; proteasome core complex; proteasome core complex, alpha-subunit complex. Gene Ontology annotation, biological process: ubiquitin-dependent protein catabolic process. The record is from RefSeq and is marked provisional.